Messenger RNA from Rhineura floridana, 972 nucleotides. RefSeq names its product taste receptor type 2 member 40-like. Gene Ontology annotation, biological process: sensory perception of taste; G protein-coupled receptor signaling pathway; detection of chemical stimulus involved in sensory perception of bitter taste. Gene Ontology annotation, cellular component: membrane. Gene Ontology annotation, molecular function: G protein-coupled receptor activity; bitter taste receptor activity. The transcript has a single exon. The coding region runs from base 1 to 972 and encodes 323 amino acids. The record is from RefSeq and is a predicted model, not a curated record. NCBI's taxonomy places the organism in Eukaryota, Metazoa, Chordata, Lepidosauria, Squamata, Rhineuridae.
AUGUGCUCUCUCUUUGCCAUUGUUUUCCUCAUCAUCUAUGGGUUUGAAUCCUUUAUGGGAACAACCACCAGUGCAUUUAUUGUAGCUGUGAAUCUUGUCAGUUGGGCUAAAGGCACCAUCCUGUCCCACAAUGACCAAAUCCUGCUCUCAAUAGGACUGUCUAGUCUCUGUGUACAGGGCACUUCUGUGACCGCUGUGUUUUCCUUUUUUUUCUGUACACAGCUGUUUGUAGGAUUCCAUUUACAAGUGUUUGUGUUUUUUUUUAUGUUCAGUAACAGCAGUUAUUUCUGGCUCAGUACUUUUUUACUUGUAUACUACACCAUGAAGGUGAUGAACACCCAGCAGCCCUUCUUCUUGUGGGUGAAGACGAAGAUAAUCAAGAAUAUCUUCUGGCUACUCUUAAACUGUUUUGUGUCAUCAUUUGGAUUUGGUCUGACGACAGCUUAUAAUGUAUCUACAACGGUGCUUUCUGAAACUGCAGCCAACCUCACUGGGAACUACUCCAAGCCCUCCAUUUUGUUCAACAACGGGUUUUAUAUGCGACUGUUCUUUAUUAUCCUAGAAUGUACUUGUCCCCUUGCUGUCACAUCUUUUCUUGUCAUACAACUCCUUAAGGGUAUUUGGAGCCAUGCUCAGAACAUGAAGAAAAGCAUGGCAGGCUCUGGGGUAGCCACUCUUAAUGCCCACAGAAGUGCCACCAAUACCUUGACAUCCCUCCUUAUCCUCUGUGUGUCUUUCCAUCUCAUGAUGAGUGUAGUUAUUUUAGGUAUCUUGCCAUAUUACAGCAUAGGGUUUUUAAUCUGUAUGACAUUAAUCUCCAUCUUAACUUCUGCACAAGCAGUCACCUUUGUCUUGAGGAAUCCUAAACUCAAGAAGAAAGCCCUGGGGAUUCUCCAGAGUUUCAGACCAUCCACAGCUAAAUCACAUGGUCAGACUACAGGUGACAUUUCUUAUGUGACUUCUCCCCUGUAA